CCGACACAACUGGGACCAUGAGUUCCUCUCCCACAUGCAGCAGGACUCGUCUGGUGUCGGCCGUGUUCUGGUCCUGUUUGUCUUUUGGUGUUCCGCCUGUUGUCCUCGUGACGAUGAAUGGACUCCGGUCCUGAUGAGGCAGCCAGGCGUUCACCUCCCAGCCGUCUUUGAUCCUGCAUUGAUGGCCCAGCUCAACGCAGCCUCCGAACGGGUGUUGGGACAGAUGAAGUAUCCAGCACUUCAUCUCUCGAGCACCGACACUGGAGAGAAGUUUGGUCUGCAGUACGUUGAGCCUGGUUGCCGCCCAGUUCCUGUGGACUGGGACAAGCACAGGACCAAGUCGGACUCUGCCCCCCCGGCCCUGAAUCCACCUCCUCAAAGCAGCGUGCCUACUGUCCAGUCAUCCUCACCCUUCAUGGCACCACAGAAGCUGUUCCAGUUUCCUCCACGCCCUCCUGUGGAUUCUGCUGCUGUCAAACCAGACGUGACUCCCGGGCCUCCGACAGAUCCAGAAACAUGUCGGCCGUCUCUGCCGCUGCUGUCCUCGCCGACUGCCGCUCGCACUGGACCUGUGAAGACAGGGGGGAGAGUGUUUGUGUUGGACCACAAGCGGUGGCCGGCCCCCAUGAAGGCAACUAUUGACAACCUGCUCAAUAAACACCGUGGCAUGAAGGACAUGCUCAAGCUAGUGGACCAGGACUAUUCUGCUCCAGUUCACAACUCUUGCACAGACCCAAACAACAUGCUCCACCCAACAACUAAACACCACAUCUUACUAUAUGUUAAACACCUCUGCAAAUUACUGAACACCAGCUCGUCUUUAAACACCAGCCCCGAAAAACUGCAAGAGCGGCAGGAACUCUGGCACGCUCUGACAAAGGGCAGCGAGGCGACCCGGGUGCCGGUUGUAACAAUGCCUGUUGCAGUCGUGAACCCACCUCCACCUCGUCAGACCCUCACUAAAGCCUCUAUUGAGCAAAUUGUGCAAAAUAUUAUUGAAAAGCAACAACAGCAUCAGCAGCAACAACAACAACCAGUGGCUUCAAAGAAGCAGACAAAAACGUGCCUUUCCUGUGGUCAGCCAAAGUCCAGGUAUGAGAAUGAUGGUUACUCCAUCCACUUCUUCUACCAGCAGAUACUUUUACUGCUCCACUAAAGUUUUUAAAGCUUACGGUGCUGAGGGUCUGACAAACCCAAAAAUGCCAUUUAAUGACUUUGCAGAGUUCUUUCAGCAGGAACUGUCUGCCACAAAGAAAAGGGUGGAGGAGAGAGGCCAGCAGAAGAGGAAGAGAACUGAAUCCCAGCACAGAACCCCAGAACACUGGUCCAAGGUGUCGCUUUUGUGGGAUGGGACUGAAGCAGGGCCCAAACAGCCCUCACAUUCACACCGGGUUCCCGGGGGUAGCAGGGAAGUACGUUUAUUGUCCUGCCAAAGUAUUUUCCCUGUACAGAGACCAGGGCAUGGAGAAGGAGAUGACGUGGAGAGAGUUCCAGGCAUCUGCCUUCUAUGAGACGGGAAAAACAGAUGGGCCGUUGACAAGAGCAAAUAAGAGAUGGGCAGUGUUUUGUCAUGUAUAUAUCUUUUCUUAUUUUAAUAAUUACAUUCUUUUAUGAUAUAAAUUAUAUUUGUUUUACUAUUUUUAUUGUUUUUAUUGUUUGUGUGACCUUGCACUAUGGCCUGUGUGUUCAAUAUUUACUGUCCUUGUUGUGAAUAAAUAUAUUUCAUGGA
Pseudoliparis swirei is the source of this 1729-nucleotide messenger RNA. RefSeq lists its product as uncharacterized. The record is from RefSeq and is a predicted model, not a curated record. The transcript has 3 exons. The coding region runs from base 35 to 1156 and encodes 373 amino acids. NCBI's taxonomy places the organism in Eukaryota, Metazoa, Chordata, Actinopteri, Perciformes, Liparidae.